AACAAGCUUUGCUAAGCCUUUCAAUCCAUGCGCUUUCCUUUAAACGCAGGCCACCGUAGAUUGAAAUCCAUCUAACGGCUCAUAUUCAAAAUUUCUCCAUAUCUUUAAUCCGCGUGAACCAGCUUUCAACCAAUCAUAUUUCGUCUUGUCGGAAUGAAAUCCAACUCUCACUAUUUAAAUCCACCCAUAUUUUCUGCGUAAAAACCACACACACAAAUUUCGAUCUAGAUUCCCUCAUUUUCCUCAAUUUCCUUAAAUCUCCAAACCCUAAUUUCGGCAGCGAAUUCUCCAUGGCCACCACCGAAGAGCCGAUUCUGUCGAGCGAGCCAGCGGUGGAGCCGACUGCCGCCGCAGAACCUGCGGAGGAGACAGCGAAAGAUGAGAAUCCUACGGAGAAAUCCGUCACGGUGAAGAAGGUUUCUGCUCCAAAAGAUGCUAAGAAGAAGGUUCCUGCUCCGAGAAAGCGUAGCUCCUCCACUCACCCUCCUUAUUUUGAGAUGAUUAAAGAUGCAAUCGUCACGCUCAAGGAGAGGACAGGAUCGAGCCAGUACGCGAUUACGAAGUUCAUCGAGGAUAAGGAGAAGAAUCUGCCAGCGAAUUUCAGGAAGGUUUUGCUCGUUCAGCUGAAGAAGCUGGUGGCAAACGAGAAGCUUGCGAAAGUUAAAAACUCGUUUAAAUUGCCGUCCGCGCGGACUCCCAAGCCGGUUCCGGCUGCUGCUGCGCCCACUAAGAAGAAGCCGGCGACUGCUGCGAAGCCAAAGCUCAAAGCCGCCGCUGCCAAGGAGAAGAAGGUCUCCGCUGUCAAAGCCAAGCCGAAGCCGAAGCCCAAAACUGUCGCAGCGAAGCCGAAGGCGGCCGUCAAGGCUAAGCCUGCUGCCAAGCCGAAGGCAGCUGCUCCUGUAAAAGCAAAGGCCGCACCAAAGAGAAAGGCGGCGGAAACUGCGAAGAAACCACCGGCUAAGGCGACAAGAACGUCAACGAGGACGAAUCCAGGGCGGAAGACGGCGGCUAUCGACGCUAUUAAGAAGGCUCCGGUUGCGAAGAAGGCGACGCCGGUGAAGAAGGCUCCGGCCAAGAGCGUGAAGCCGAAGACCGUCAAGUCUCCGGCGAAGAAGGCCGCCGUUGGAAAGAAGGGGAAGAAGUGAUAGGAGGAUUGGUUUUGGGAUUAGCGUUUGCUUGUAGGGAUAGUAUUGUACAUUCAUUAUGACCCAUCAGCCAAUAUGGAUGCUUUAGCGUCCAUAAGAGUAUAAUAUAACUGUUAUUUUUUCCCUUUCA
Salvia miltiorrhiza (redroot sage) is the source of this 1275-nucleotide messenger RNA. Its product is annotated as histone H1-like. The record is from RefSeq and is a predicted model, not a curated record. Gene Ontology annotation, biological process: nucleosome assembly; chromosome condensation; negative regulation of DNA recombination. Gene Ontology annotation, cellular component: nucleosome; nucleus. Lineage: Eukaryota; Viridiplantae; Streptophyta; Magnoliopsida; Lamiales; Lamiaceae. Gene Ontology annotation, molecular function: nucleosomal DNA binding; double-stranded DNA binding; structural constituent of chromatin. The transcript has 2 exons. The coding region runs from base 291 to 1145 and encodes 284 amino acids.